Messenger RNA from Gaeumannomyces tritici R3-111a-1, 253 nucleotides. RefSeq lists its product as hypothetical. Bases 77 to 253 code for a protein of 58 amino acids. The record is from RefSeq and is a predicted model, not a curated record. The transcript has a single exon. Lineage: Eukaryota; Fungi; Ascomycota; Sordariomycetes; Magnaporthales; Magnaporthaceae.
UCACUCCCAAACUUGACCCCGGGCAUCGCCUUACCAACCAACAGCAUUUGCUCAUCUCGCGUCGGCAAGAGCCCAUAUGCACCUUGACGUUGGUGCCGGCCCUCCCCCCGAGGCCGAAAAUGGGGGCCAACAGCCUUCGGCCCCCUUCGGCCCUUCCCGGCGGCUGAUGGAGCAGGACUGCCGGGCCGCGGCCAAGGCUGAGCUGGGCUGGGCUGGGCUGGCCCCCCUUCCCUCCCCUCAGCACAGAGGGUGA